Schistosoma spindalis is the source of this 1680-nucleotide messenger RNA. The record is from the annotation of a GenBank genome assembly. NCBI's taxonomy places the organism in Eukaryota, Metazoa, Platyhelminthes, Trematoda, Strigeidida, Schistosomatidae.
UUAUCAUUGAACAUCAUCACACAGAUUCCUUUCUGUCAUUUGUUUCUAAUCGCCUAUUGAAGAUGACGGUAGUAGGUGAAUAUAUAGACUGGAUGAACAGGAUUUUUGCAAAAAGCAUGGAAAGAGCAGACCCCAGAGUCUCUUCGUUGUUCCUAAUGAGUUCAGUGAAUAGUUUAUUAUAUGUGAUCAUCGCCUACCUAAUAUUAGUUUAUUAUGGGUUAAAGUUCAUGAAAGGAAGGAAUCCUUUUCAAAUAAAUCGACUCGUUUUUGUUUAUGAUUGGGUCAUGGUAGUUAUGAAUGCCUAUAUGCUAUAUGAAUCUAUAGCAGUCGCAUUAAAUGAAAAUUACUCGCUUUACUGUCAAAAGGUUGAUUACAGCUCAAAUCCUAAUGCUUUAAGAUUACUUCGAGCUAUUUGGUUAUUUCAUAUAUCAAAAGUGAUAGAAUGUUUAGAUACAUUCUUUUUUAUAAUUCGUGGUCGAACACAUCUUGUCACAUGGUUACAUGUCUAUCACCAUUGUACAAUGAUUCCGAUAACAUGGGCUGGAGUGAAAUGGGUAGCUGGGGGUGAAAUAUUUCAACCUGUCGCAGUCAACUGCACGAUUCAUGUGAUUAUGUAUAGUUAUUAUGCAUUUGCAGCUCUUGGACCCAAAUGGAGAAAAUACUUAUGGUGGAAACGUUACCUAACAAUGCUACAAAUGAUCCAAUUUAGCUAUGGAGUGUUUUAUUCCUACAUUUCACUUUACCACCAAUGUGGUUUGAAAGAAUUUGUAUAUUACAUCAAUGUGUUUUACCAAGCCAGUCUUCUAUUGCUUUUCUAUAAUCAUUAUCACCAUGCAUAUCAUAAAUCGAAAAACCCAAAGUUAUGUAAAGCAACCGAUGACAGUUCAAUAGACAUUCAUACAAAUGGAAAUAUUAAAAAACAUGAAUGAGAUUCAUCUAUAUUAUUUGGUUCUUUCAACCAUUAGCUGACAAUAUCCUAAAUAUUACAAAGAUAUAUGUAAAAAGUAUAUUUUUUACAAUGACAAAUAAAACGAGAAUGUAUACAUUUAAUAUAAUUAAUUUUCGAUGUUAUGAAAUUAUGAUACAAUCUUUAAACUAGUGAAAUCAUAAUUCUUUUCUUUUUGUUUUUUGUUUAUUUCUUCUAAAAGUAUUGACAUAAUACUUUUUCAUUUAUAUGAAUUAAUAUCGUUUUAAAAUUCUAAGUGUACCUCCUUGUUUAUGUGUAAUAGUAAACAUUUUGUGCAUAGACUAUAUUUCUUUUUUAGACCAUUUUCAUAAACGUAUUCUUUUUUAAAGAAAAGUAUUGAUAAUUUAUACAUAUGUAAAGAAUACAGGUACGUCAAUCAUUUGUGUAUAUGUACGCUUAUAUUGUGUUAGAUAUCUUGAUGAUCAAGUUAGCAGGUAAAAUACUAAAUUAUCAAACUUUAAGUUGCAUAUUUAAAUUGUUAUGUAGUUAUUUUAGUUGGGAAAACCAAAGAGUAUUGACAGUCGUAAUACAUAAAAGUGAUCAUUCAAAGUUAAGUAAAUGAAGGUGUCAGUAGUUUCUUGAUUAGAUAAUCAUUUUGAUUGUACACUAAAUAAUUAUUAGUAGUAAACUAGAUUUGAGUAACUGCCUUUAUUUAUUCGGAUAAUUUCUGUUAUUGUAUUUAAUCUUCCCAAUAAAUACUUAAAUUGAGAUUA